UAUAAUCAGAGUGUUGCUUCCUCAUAUAUUAUUAAGAACCCCCCAGCCUCUUUUAGCUUGAGUCAAAAUGCUGCAUUUUCAUCUGUAGCUGUAAAGCAGAGAGAAGGGUUGUUGUGUGUAUGUUUUUUUUUUUUUUAAUUUUUUUUUUUUUUUUUGAUGAAUGGUGUAUUACUGACUCGGCACACUGAACAAGUGCUCAGAUGAGCAGUCUGAGCCCAGCAGCAGGAGCAGCAGCACUACAGAUCUGGAUCUGAGACAGAGGCAGUCACCUCCACUACACGCGACAGCAACAGCCACACACACACCCUCUCUCUCUCUCUGUGCCUGCCUUUUUUUCCUUCCUUUAUUUCUGGAGUUGAGAUCUUGUUCGUCAGAGCACAGGCAGAGAAACGAGUGAGUGAAACGUGGGCUGAAAGCUGCUUUCCAAGCAACCCAAACGCAGACCUGGCUGCACACAUGCCGAUCGAAUUUGUUUGCAAAAUUAAAUUUGCAGAGGAGGAUGAGAAACAGAAAGGCAACCAGGAUGGGGACAAGGAGAGCCUGAUCGAAGAGAGCUGCAGCCCACCAGCCAAGGACCUGGCCGGCUUUGCCAAUGCCUGCUCGCUCCAUGGGAUUAACCAUAUCUUUGUCUCUGGCCGGCUGGGAGUCAGACAGACCCUUUGGGCUCUGGCAUUCCUGGUGUCCCUGGCACUCUUUCUGUACCAGGCGGCAAAGUGUGCCAUCUCCUACCUGGAGCAUCCUCAUGUCACGGCGCUGAACGAGGAGGCCACCCCGGAGAUGGUGUUCCCCGCAGUGACCAUCUGCAACAUCAACCGUUUCCGCUUUUCUGCUCUUACCGAUGCUGACAUCUACCACCUGGCGAACCUGACCGGCUUGCCCCCCAAAAAUAAGGAUGGCCACAAGCCCACCGACUUGGAGUAUCCUGCACCAGACAUGCAGGACAUCUUCAACCGCACAGGUCACCAGCUGGAAGAGAUGCUGAAGAGCUGCAACUUCAGUGGGCAGAACUGCUCAGCUGAAGACUUCUCCGUGGUUUAUACAAGAUAUGGUAAAUGCUACACUUUCAAUGGGAACAAAACAACCUCCAGAAAGACGAAGCAAGGAGGGAUGGGGAACGGGCUGGAGAUCAUGUUGGACAUUCAACAGGAUGAAUAUCUGCCUAUCUGGAAGGAGACAAAUGAGACAUCUUUAGAGGCAGGAAUCCGUGUUCAGAUCCACAGUCAGGAUGAGCCACCCUACAUCCAUCAGCUGGGCUUUGGAGUUUCUCCAGGAUUCCAGACCUUUGUUUCCUGUCAAGAGCAAAGGUUGACCUACCUGCCUCAGCCUUGGGGGAACUGCCGCUCCACCAGUGAACAGAUGAUUCCUGGUUACGAUACCUACAGCAUCAGUGCCUGCCGCCUGCGUUGUGAGACUCUUGAGGUUUUGCGCGAGUGCAAAUGCAGGAUGGUGCACAUGCCGGGAGAUGCCGAUAUCUGUACUCCCAGCAAUAUCAAAUGUGUGGACAAAGCACUUGCAUUGUUACAGAAAAGUUCAGGUGACUCAUGCUUCUGUGAAACUCCCUGUAACCUGACACGUUAUGGUAAAGAGCUUUCCAUGGUUAAAAUCCCCAGCAAGGGCUCUGCUCGCUACCUAUCAAGAAAAUACGACAAGUCAGAAGAGUACAUCAGAGAUAACUUCCUGGUAUUGGACGUAUUUUUUGAAGCUCUAAAUUAUGAAACAAUAGAACAGAAAAAAGCAUAUGACGUCGCAGGAUUGUUAGGGGACAUUGGUGGGCAGAUGGGUCUUUUCAUAGGGGCCAGUGUUCUUACCAUCCUGGAGAUUCUGGACUAUGUAUAUGAGGUGAUCAAACACAGGCUGGAGCGUUUGUUCAGGCCACAAAGAGAAGACAAGAAGCAAACCCAACAGCAGCAACAAGCCAGCACAGUCGCUACAGUAAACCUUGAGGAAAUGAAAGCUAAGGACUCCAGUGAGAUGAGUCGGAGCCACUCGGAGGGAGCUUACGCUAACACCAUCCUUCCAAAUCACCAUCACCACCACCGUACCAACCACAGAGUGUUUGAAGACUUUGCCUGCUAGGAACCUGCCUAAAAGUUCUAGUGCUGUUGACAACAACAGAAAGAGUUCUCUCUGUGCUGAGUUUGGGCUCAAUGAUAGACCCUCAGAUCUCAGUGCUAAUCUCUCUUGCUGUUAAAGCUACAGCCAAAGUCAAACUCUAAACCCUUGCUUCUGACUGAACGCAGACACAGAUCGGACACCACAUUAUGGUCCAGCAGGAGACCCUCUGACCCCCCCCCCCCAGGAAGCUACAACUCUGGCAACUCUACAGUUUCUACACUGAAUACUUUGGUACUGGGCCUCUAUAAUAUCCAGGCAUAGACUGCAUGACAUCUAGAUCCACUUUAUACUCCAGAUCCUGUUUGAAGCAUUACAUGCAUUCAUUCAUUCAUAUUUUAUUGACUGUUAGAGGUUUAUUCAGUGAGUUCUCAUCUUGUGAAUUAAUAUAAUUCAGAUGAAUCCACAAAUGUAAAUUAUGUAUUUGAAUCAUGGCUUUCAACCCUUAGAAUCCAGAGAAUAAGAGAAAUAUCUUUCCUCUGGUAUACUGUUUAAAUGAAAUCAUGGGAAAGGUGUAGAAUAGUUUGUGUUUCAGAAAAGUAAUAUGUAUCCAUCACUACUGGAUAUGUCUGGUAAAUGUUUUCUUUAUAUUAAAUGGUUUAUGAUUCAUUUAACUUGAAGUAUAUUGAAUAUUCCACUAAUUUUGUAAUGAUAUUUAUAGAGAUGUAAUGUGUGAGUGGUAAUGGGUGUCAUUAGCAGUCACAUAAUAAUUAUAUUGUAAGGUAACUUCCCUUUUGAGAACAAAAUGAUGUGUACAUUAAGCACACCGAGCCCAGAAGAUGAUAUUGUGGUAGCCAUAUGGAAACAUUUUGUUUCAACCAUCUACCAGUUGAUAGAUUCACUUUCCCGGACCUCCCUAAAGUGUUUAAUAAAACAGACCUUAUGUUCCUAGUUUCACUUUUGAUUGAGACAGAGUACAAUGGCCCCACAGAGAAUGAUAAACUGUUUGCUCUAGCUUAUGGCUAGAUGUGUAAAAGUCGCUUGAGUUUUUCUCAGGGUUCUUUGCUAUGAAAUGUCUAGCAGUGUCUAUUUGACAAAAUAGGGACAUGAAAAGCAUUUCAAUCUAAAACAAUUAUUCAGUAUGUGAAAUUAAAGGAAUAGUUAAUUCAAAAAUGAAAAUUCUGUUAUAAUUUACUCAGUCUCAUGUCAUUCCAAACCAGUACAAUUUUAUUUAUUUAUUUAUUUAUUUAUUUAUUUUUUGGAACAUGAAAGAAAAACAUUUAAUGAAUAUUGUUAAUACUAGAACAGUUGAUAGUGACUCACUUUAAGGCUGAAAAUGCACCCAAAAUGAUCAUAAAAUUAGUCCAUUUAGCUCACAUAAUAUUGUAAGUCUUCUGAAGGCAAAUGAUAGGUUUUGGUAGGAAACAACCCGAAAAUUAAGUAAUUUUUCAGUAAAUAAUCUUGAUGUCCAUUUUUAGCACUAAAAACAACACAUGUUCUUGUGUGAACACAAAGCCCACUGUGAACAAGCAUCUCUAAUAGUGCCCAUGAAUGUGCAAUGGAUGUCAAGAAUUUCACAGAAAAUUCACCAAAACAUAUGCCUUCAGAAAACUUUGAAUAUGACACACAAUCCAUAUGGACUACUUUGAUGAUACUUUUGGGUCCUUUUUUCAGCCUUUGUGAGUCUCUAUAAAUUGCCAAAUACGAACCAGAAUACUCUAUAUUUCACCCUUUUAAGUUCCACAUAAGUAAGAACUUGGAACAACAUGAGGUUGAGUAAAUUAUGACAGGAUUUUCAUUCUGGGGUGAAUCAUUCCUCAAAGUAAGCACUUAUAUAAGACAACUUUUUCCAUUUUAGCAUUUUUAUUUAUUUAUUUUUUUCAAUUUUAGCAUUUGCAGUUACAAAUAUGGUUAAUAUUACAGUGUCAAAUGUGUAGCACCCCAAAUAAUUUAUUUGGGUCUUUGACAAUGGACUACUUUGUAAGACAAACGUUUCAAAUUCAUUUCUGGCGAUAAUAUGUUUGUCUGAUCAAUGCCUGUUUAUUAGGUUAAUAGGUGUUUAACUUUACCAAUUCAUUAUUAUGAUGUAAAGUUAUAUGAUUUUAAAGUUUUCCUAUUUAAAGUCCCCCCCCCCCCCAUAUAAAAGUAAUCAUGGCAAUUGUGGGAUAUUAAUAUUCAUAAAAUUGUAUCACAGUGACAUUUUUAAAGGUUCCCAGUAAGAGUCUUGAUGGCACCCCGAGCCAGUUAUGCAUAAUAAUACAGUUUACUGUCAUAAAUAACUAUGCUCUCAGCAGUGAAAGCGGAAGAGCUGACAUACCAGUGCAUGUCCAAGAAUUGCACUGGAACAUCACUCAGAUUUGAUUUGGCAUUAUCUGUCAACCUCAUGCACUUGUACAGCUGUAUAUUUCUGCUUUUGUGGCCUAUCUUACAUGUGCAGAAGGAAUUUCUUCAAAUGCUGAAAUGCCAUUGCAUCUGCAGAAAUCACAGGCCCUUUAAAAGAGGGACUAGCUUUCAUAUUCCUUGACUUUAGUGUGAAAACAGUGUUUUCAAAAGAGCAAAUGACAGUGAUUUUCUGUGAUUCAUUGGACAGAUCUACAUUAAAAAGAGGAUGAGUAUACUUGACAAAAUCAGUAGGUAAUAUUUGAGGUUUUGCUCCUAUAAUGAUUUUCACUCCCUGCACAGUUUCAAUUAAUAUGCAGUCAUCUACUGAUAUUAUUUCAUCUUCAGGCUCCAGUUCCAUCAUGGACUGAUUGGGGCAAUAUUUUAGCUCCAAGUGUAUAUAUUUAAAAUGGUGUUGUGCAGCUUUAACUUUGACAUGCUGUUCAUUUCCAUUAGCAUUUAGUGGCCGGACCACCACUUAGCUCAGUGAGGGGGCCAUAAAACGAGGCACUGAAGCAGCAUACUGUAUAGCGCAAACAGACUGUUGAGAUUUCCACACGAUUAAAGGCAUCAAGACUAAUCAUGCUAAUUACACAUUACGCUCCAGAACUUAAUGGACUGUACACCAGAGCACACAGAGAACACAUAGUACAGUUUGUACAAAGGUCUGCUCUUAUGACCGUGGUUUCUGUUAGAACACAUUUUAUAAAUGUAAUGGUACGUACUGCAGUCCAGUAAUAAAAUCUUGAUAAAUGAAUUUCCUUGUUUUUGUUCACUUCAGUUAUGAGAUAAGCACUUUCAUACCAUGUGCUUUUUAAGAUCCUUUAAUGGCUUAUGAUUCCACAGAGAAUGAUACUAAGAUAUCCUAAAGGAAUGUUAUAAGGUUCAUUACAAGUUAAGCUCUAUUGACAGCAUCUGUGGUAUGUGGUCGAUUACCACAGAAAAUAUCGUCGACACAUCCCUCAGUGACAUAAAUCAAACAUUAUACGUGUUAACAUGAGGCAGAAAUAACUAAACGUCUCUAUGCAAAGUUAUAUUCACUUUUUCAGUUCUUGUCAUGACCAUGUGAAGCUAAUAAACCCUGUAACUUUCACAUGAUACAUGCAAGGAAAGUGGAAAUAUACUAUUUUUGUAGUGGCACUGCUGAAAGGAUUCAGACAGCUUUACAACUCAAACAACAAUUUAUUUAUUUAUUUAUUUAUUUUUUUUUUUUAUGGAACAAAACUGUAAUACUCAAAGUAAUUAAU
This is a messenger RNA of Myxocyprinus asiaticus (Chinese sucker), 5678 nucleotides long. Its product is annotated as acid-sensing ion channel 4-A. The transcript is spliced from 10 exons. The record is from RefSeq and is a predicted model, not a curated record. Gene Ontology annotation, molecular function: ligand-gated sodium channel activity. The coding region runs from base 457 to 2076 and encodes 539 amino acids. Gene Ontology annotation, biological process: sodium ion transmembrane transport. Lineage: Eukaryota; Metazoa; Chordata; Actinopteri; Cypriniformes; Catostomidae. Gene Ontology annotation, cellular component: membrane.